CCAAUUAAUUAAAUGUUAGAACAUUUGUAAUUUUUUUAUUUGUUUGGGGAUAAACCUCCAUCAAAUCGAAUAUAAGAAAAACAAAAGGCUGCCGCUACCCUUUUCCCUCCUAGUAUCACAGACAAGCUCCAGUCUCCUUCAAUUCAACUAACUGCCCGGAGAUACCAGCCGGAGUCCGUCGUCAGCCGCCACCAACAGUUGUGUUUGUUUGGGUUUAUAUUUGAAGACCUAAUGCUGGUGAAUGCUUUGUGUUGAGAUGGAUUCAACCCAUUUUACAACUGAAUUCUUGCCUAGAACAUUGAACCCUUUUUCACCUUACAACAAAUUUUCAUUUCUUAAACCUUUCAAUAAACCCCCAAACCUAAAACUUAAACCCCACAAAGGAUUUCGAGUUGUUUCGUUUUCGCAAAAUCCGAAACCGAGUAGUGAAUUGGCAAUUUCUGGAAAUAAUGAUAAUGUGUGUAGCAUAAGAGAUGUUCGAUCUUAUGCGGGUCGUAGUAAGAAGAUUGGUGGUGCAUCGUCUUCUGGUGGUCGACUUGAAGGCAAUGCUGAGUUUCGGAGACGGGUGAAGCGUAAUGCUAGAACGAAAAGUAAGAAGCUUGCUGAGUCUUUAUUCUAUAGGUUGAAAAACCCUAGAGGGCGUGGGAAUUAUCCGGAUAAUUUCUCUGAGGAUUUGUUACAGCAAAUUGGUCUUGGAUAUGAUCGGCUGGUUCGGUUCAUGGCGAAGGAUGAUCCGAAUUUGCGGCAUCCUUAUGAUUGGUAUAAAUAUGGUGAGUAUGGACCGUAUUCUUGGCGUGGAAUUGUUGUUGGUGAGCCGGUUAGUGGUGGGAUUACGGAUGAGUGUGUGACGAUAAUUAAUGAAGUUAAGGAUCAUGAAGAGUGGGAGGAGAUUGAGAAGUCGGAUAUGGCUGCAGAUUAUGGGAAAAAAGUGAAGCAGUUGGAUCAAACUAAAUUAAGGUAUUUUUGGGUUUUCAUUAGGCACCCAAAGUGGAGAGUUUCAGAACUUCCUUGGCAGCAAUGGACAUUAGUUAGUGAAGUAGUGCUUGAAGCUGGUAAGCAGAGAUUAGAUAAGUGGACUUUGAUGGGUAGACUUGGGAACAAGGCGAGGUCGUUGGUAGCGCAAUGUGCAGCAUGGAUGAGACCUGAUAUUGUGUAUGUCAAGAAGCCAGUGUUCCAGUGUAGGUUUGAGCCACAAGAUAACUUUUUUAAUGCGAUAAUUCCGUUUCUUGAUCCUAGGACUGAAAAUGAUUACCUUUGUGAGUUGCAAAAUGAUGAUGGAACUGUUGAGACGUGUACUUAUUAUGGUGGAUUGUGUAAGAUCGUGAAGGUGAAUCAAAAGGCUUUUGUUGAUGAUGUUGUUAAUGCAUAUCAGAAAUUAAGUGACGAAAAAAAGUCAAAAUGUUUGGAGUUUCUUUUGGGCCAUCAUCCGGUGGAAAUUCUACAUCCGUAUACUAAAGAGUGGAAGGUUAAGUUAGAAGAGAUGGAGCUUGGCUGUGACGCUCCUGAUGAAGAAGAUGAGGAUAUUGUUGGUGAUAAUGAUACUGAGAUUUUAGAUUGGAUUGAGGAUGAAGGUAGUGAUGGAGAUGGUGAUGAUGAAGAAGAGGAAGAGGAAGAGACUGACAAUUUUGAUGUUAAUGAAGACCAAGAUCUAGUUACGGACAUGGAAGAAACUGAAGAUGGUAAAUUUCAUGCCUUGGAAGAAGAUGUAAAGGGCUGGAAUGAGUUUCGAAAAGCAACAAAUAGUGCAGAGGCAAUGGAAAAUAUGGUAAGGAAGAGUGUUGAACUUUCUACAAAAUUAUAUAAGAAGCAAAUGAUGACAGCGGAGGAAACGGAGGAAGCAGAGGAAAAAAGGAUGCAUUCAGCAGAUGGAGACGAAACUGUCUUGAGAGGAAAGAGAGCAAAGGUUAGUCCUGAAGAGUGGAAGUACAUUGGGCUCGGUCCAUGGAGAAAAAAGAUUAAGAAGAGCAAACUUCCUCCAGACCUAUUUCUGCGAGCGGCUGUUCGACCGUUCACUUACAGAAAUCUUGUUAAAGAGAUUGUUUUAACUAGGCAUGCAAUUUUGGAUGGUGAUAUUGGUAGGAAAGAAUAAGGAUAUAGUUGUGUAGGAGUGAUGUCGAAAAAUCUUCAUGUGGCUCAGCAGCUUUCAUUGCUCAUCAUGUAAGUUGAGAGUAGAAAUGUAGAAUGAAUUAUUUGCAUUGCUUUGUAAAGACUUUUUCAUGGUUACCUAGUUUCUGAAAAAGAUUAUGACAGCUUGGGAAAUCAAUUUAAUCAUACUUGUUCUUCUUUGUCUUUUCAAA
This is a messenger RNA of Trifolium pratense (red clover), 2297 nucleotides long. RefSeq lists its product as uncharacterized. Bases 242 to 2089 code for a protein of 615 amino acids. Lineage: Eukaryota; Viridiplantae; Streptophyta; Magnoliopsida; Fabales; Fabaceae. The record is from RefSeq and is a predicted model, not a curated record. The transcript has 2 exons.